Guillardia theta CCMP2712 is the source of this 7077-nucleotide messenger RNA. RefSeq lists its product as hypothetical. The coding region runs from base 1 to 7077 and encodes 2358 amino acids. The transcript has 2 exons. Gene Ontology annotation, biological process: nucleus-vacuole junction assembly. Gene Ontology annotation, molecular function: protein binding; protein-membrane adaptor activity. NCBI's taxonomy places the organism in Eukaryota, Cryptophyceae, Pyrenomonadales, Geminigeraceae. The record is from RefSeq and is a predicted model, not a curated record.
AUGGAGGAGGCGGAGGAGGCGGAGAGGAUGGACGAGAGAGACGGAGAGGAGAAGGAGCACGACGACGACGGAGGAGGAGGAGGAGGAGGAGGAGAGACAGCGACAGAUGAAGUGACUGAUGGAGCUAGCGCGAUCAGAAGCUUGAUGAGAGACUUGAAAGACGCCGAGGACAUCGAUCGACGGCUGUCAGAUCUGCGAGGGCUCUGUCUCAGGGCCGAUGACUUGCAACCUUGGACAGGUGGCAGUUGGGAAGCAAGCAUACAAGACAAGGAGAGGCAAGAGAUGAUCGCCAUGCAUGACAACUUUUUGUCUGUGAUGCGAGAGGCGCUGUGUGAACCUUGUCGACACCUCGCUGCCAUGAGGCUCAUGCAUGUGUUAGUGUAUAAGAAUGAGAGAGUGCAGCAGUACCUGGUAGAGCAGCAGGUUGUGUCUGUCAUGGAGCAGCAACUUUCACAAUCACCGCAAGUGAACGAGCAAUUGUCUUUCUUUCGAUUUCUCUUCCUUCUUGAGGAUCAUCUCGCCAGGCCUCACCUUGACAACCUCCUGCCUUCCCUCAUCGACCGACUCGCUUCUCGCUCGCGAGACCUUCAGCGCAUCUCCGCGCUUCUCAUCCACAAGUUUGUCUUCGCCUCCCCUCCUGGCAGCGCUCUCGCCGUGAUCGAAGCCUGGGAGCUGUUGGAGAGGUUCGUGAGCUUGUUUCAGCUAAGCAAGGACCAGCCGGUCAAGCUCGCAGCGCUAAGAAUCAUUCAUCAGAUCACCAGGUUGAGCGCCAACAAGCUGCAUAGCGUGGAGACAAGCUCUGUGCUAGCGGUCAUGGAGCGAGAGAGUUUCUUGCUAGCGGUGAUGGCUCAGGUCAGAGAGAACCUGACACAAGAGUUCAUCCUCACGGCCCUCGAGCUUUUCAAGUCGCUGCUUCCCUUCUGUCAAGGUCAGACUGCUGUCAAGCAACUGAUGGAGGGUCAGCUGGCGAAGGAUCCUUCCUUGUUCGCAAGCACCCUCGCCGUGAUCCUCUUGUUUCCGAUCGACAAGGUGCGAGUAGCUGGACACGAGCUGGUGGUCGCGAUGAGCUUGAGGGACCUGAUGUCUGCAGCUCUCGUCUCGCCUCUCCUCUCUGCUGCCGCUGCUGAAGCCCACGAGGCUUUUGGAAGUCGGUUCCCCCCGCUCGAUUCUCAAUCGCAGUCUGGGGAUGAUCCUUCACCCCUGCCAGCCAUGGCCAAGGGAAGCAGCUUGGCGAAGGCAGUGCGAGGGUCAGAGGAGCUUCACUUCUUCCUUGAGACGACGAGGGGAGAAGACCCCACGAGGAUGGAGUUGCUGCUGUGCUUCUUGCAGGCCAACCCCUCGCACAUCAACCGCGAGCUGAUAGCUGCUGCCAAGAGGUCACUCGAGCGACGCGUGAAGGAGAGGAGCUGGAAGGAAGCGAGCUUGUUGAGUCGGCUGCUGGAUCAGAUGCUGGAGGGCAGGACGGAGGAGCUGGUGGACGAGGCUCAUCUCGAUCGCUCCCUCAAGCUCUUGCGCUCAGUUGUUGGAGGAAGCAGACGCGCGGGUGACGGCGGGGAGGAACUUUCAUGCAUGAGAGACUUGCUGGCUCGCCUCAUCUCCUCCAACGUCUUUGCGGCCCGAGUCAUGCGGGAGAGCGGAGGGGUGGACUUGUGUCUCAAUCUCCUCUCCUCUCCCCUCUCCUCGCACGCUCCUGCCGCCCUGACGCUCCUGCAUGCGACCUACAAGAGCUCAGCAGCAGCUGGCCUCAGAUGCUUCGACGUCGAAGAGCUCAAGGUGCUGGUGCCGCACGUGAAAGAGAGCAUUCGCAGCUCGCUGAUGCGCGGGGGUGAGGACGUGGGCGAUGGAGGAGUGUUGGACCUCUGCCUCAACUUGUUCAUUGGCGCCUUUCAGCAUCACCUGCCGGAGCGCAAACGAUUUCCGAUGACACCGAGAGAGCUGACGUCAGAGUCCUGCUGUGAGAGCUUUCCCUUUCGUGAGCUCGUCUCAUACGAGCUGCAGCGGGACUUGUGUAAGCUCCUCGUCUCAUCUCUCAGCUCCAUCCCUUGUCGCUUCGAGCUUAGGAUCGCAAGGCUGCUGACCGUCAUCGCGUACCUCCAUGCCUUUGACCUUCACCGGCAACGCACCAACAUGUCCUCUGAAGACGUUCAGCUCUUGCAAGGUCUUGUCAGCUCACAAGCGAUGCUGUCGCUCUACUCGGAGACGUUACGAGGCUGCUUGAGCUUGUUUCUUGCCGCCAUAUCCGCAAAGAAGACGCAAGAACUGCUCACCGACGAAGUUGUCCGUCGCUUCUCUUACGCGUUCGAUGGCAACAUCAACGUAGAGAUGCAGCUGCUUGAAAAUUCAAUCUUGUUAGUUUGCAGAGCUGAACCGUCAAUGAGGUUGAAGAUGUGUUACCCUGCGGUCUUGGACGAGAUCUGUCUCAACGUGUGCAGGGGCGUAGAACGAGACGGUGUGUCUGCGAAGAUGUUUCAGAGUCUUGUCACUACUGAACUGCUUGGGGAGAACAAGCUCGACAAGAUUCUUGUGAUGUUCACAAGGCCUUGUAUCCGAAGCAUGCUGCAAAGAUUGCUGCAGUACCUCAGACGCUCAGACAGGGCGCCUGACAUGACAGGGAGGUACACUGACAUCAUCUCAAAGAUGUGCGAGAUUUCUGACAUGCAAACAUUCUUGUUCGGACAAAACUUGUUUGAGGUUCUGAUGGAUGCCUUGAAAGACCGUGACAUGAUGAACGUUCAGCAUGUCGUCAAGUGUCUUGCAGACAUUGCGAGAGGAAAAGACAAGGAAGAGAUGAGGCAGCGGCUGGUGGAUCUUGGUCUGAUACCCAGGUUGAUUCAUCUUCUUGACAAGUCUCAACUGCUGGGUCUCAUGCUGGGGAUCGUUGAACUUUUGCCUCUCCUUUCUUUGCAUCUCUCGCUGCAAGAGGAGAGGGUUCGCCUCUUGCUCGCCCUCUUCCUCACCUUCAGGUCCAGCUCGUCGCUGCUGCUCACGAGGCAGCUACUGCCUGCCAUAGCGUCUUUCAUUCAGAGCCCAGCUGACGCCCACCUCUUCGUCGAACAUGGCGGAAUGGAGAUGAUGCUCGAAAGGGACGGGAAGGUUCACCGCUCGUCAGAGGCGCUGAAGAUGAUGAGAACAAUGCUUGUGCUUGCUCGUCGAAACGAAGAGAAGGGGAACGUCAUAGUUGAAGAGAUCGCUACACAAGAAACGAUGACGCAAGUCCUUGACCUGUCUGAAACCUCUGACUUGAACAUCUCCAAGACCAGCCUCAAGGUCUUUGAAGAAAUCCUUCAGCGAGGUAUUCCAUGCACUCAACAAUUUCUUGACGAUUCAUUCAACCGGUUGAAGGACAAUGAUGGGCAGAAACGAUUCGAGCAGCUCCGGCCUUACAUCUUCGUCAACAUGUGCUUGCUGGCGUCGCUUCUUGACGACAAGAAAUUUCUUCUUCUCCUGCCGAGGGUCAAGCAGUACCUCCGAGCUGACAGCGGCAAGACGGUCAAGGCAGCCCUCAAGAGCAUCGUGUGCUUGGCCAAGUUCGAGAACGUCAGGUCCCAGCUGAGAGGUCUGAACCUCCGCGACCUUCUGCUCCUUCGCAUGUCUGCCUGUCGCUACGAGUGUCGCCGCGUUGCUGCUCGAGUGCUGGAGGUGCUACUGGGACACGACCUCAGCUGGCGGCUGGUCUCUUCCGACCUCGUGCUGCGGCUGCUCGAGAUGCUGAGCUCUCGUUUGGAGUUUGACAACUUGGAGGCCUUGAAGGCUCUCAACCAGGUGCUCCGCCUCCCUGACAGCUUCGCCGAUUGUGUGAAGCUGGUCAAGCCUGCUGGGGGUCAGGAUGGCCUGCACCUGGUGAGCUCCCUGCUGCAUCGAACUGAGUCAGAGAGGAUUAAGACAGAGUGCUGUAAGUUCCUUCGCCUCGUCGCCCGCGACAAGUCCUGGUCGUUCAUCGUGUGCCAGCUGUCAGCUGUGGUGGUCAGCGAGAGCCUGUUGAGCUCGAGCGAGAGCUUGGUUCUCUCGUCUCUCCAGUGCGUCGAGGAGCUGAUAGCAGAAACAAGCAACUUCGCGCUACUCAAAGCUCAGGGCAUUCUCGUGAUCUGCAACAACUUGCUUGAGAUGGCGAAUGCAGCUGUUGUCGUCAGUGCUUGCCACGUCAUCGCUGCCUUCGCACAAGACGAGAGCAGCAGAAAAGCAAUGCUGGUGUGCGGGACCAUGGAGAGGUUGUAUGAGAGGUAUGAGGGGGGGGAGGAGCGAGUCUCGCAGUCCGUCAGCGUCUGCCUGCAGCGCCUCAUGGAGCAUCGCGACAUGUCGCUGGCGUUUUACGAGCACCAUCGCCCUCAAGCUCUCCUGCUGCCCUUGAGCCAGCCCGUUUCAAGUGCAGCCAAACGAUCAGCAGCCAAGGUGAUGGCCAAGUACCUGCGACAUGUUCCGUUUGAGAGCGAAGGCUCGAGCAAGUCUCUGACCUUGGCGAGGGAGUUGGUUCAAGCCUUGCUUGCUGAACCUGAUAUCUCCGUCGCAAGCGAGCUCUGUGCUGCUGUCGCCGCAAGCAUCGGCAACAGGAGCAGGCACAAGGAGGGUUACAAGAAGCUUCUCGUCGAUGCUGGUCUGCUGGUGGGGGCCAAGAGGCUUCUGCUCGCUGCCUCGGAAACUUUCAUCCUCGUCGCUGCCAACGUCUUGCUCAAGCUCAGUGACCUGGAGCAGUGCAGGCAGUUUGUGCUCGAGCAUGGUCUCAUCUCCGCCCUCAAGGACGCGGCUGCUUCUCAUCGCUCCUGUGCCAUUCCGGCGAUGAGGGCGUUGGCUUCCUGUGCGAGGGGACACGUCGGGCUGAGGUUGCAAGCCCUUGAGUGCGGAGCUGUGGAGGCUGUGCUGGCCUCGCUCAAGUCCCUGGCAGUCAGAGGAGGAAGAGAGGAGGAGGGCGAGGAGGAGGAGGGAGAGGAGCAUGUCAAGAGGAGCGUGGAUGGGCUGGUUGGACUGCUGGAGUGCAAGCGAUGUCAGGUGUUGUCUGAGAGCGAGCAUCACUUCCAGGCUAAGUUCCAAGGUGAGAUUGUCGUCCUCCGCCAGUGCCUCCCUCGCUGUUCGCACGCCGACGCCUGCAGGAGCUGCUUGUCCCUGGCUCUCGAGAAUGGAGCCCAGCAGGUUUGUCUCCAGCUGCUGCAGCACGGCAGCUGGAGGAUGCGUGAGCUGGGAACGACUUUGCUCCUCUGUCUGCUACCUGCAAGGGAGUUCAAGAAGGAGCUGAAGGAGAUGCUGGCGGGGGACGAGGGGCUGUUGGAGGGCGUCACAGCGUCACUGGAACACAUGCUGGGCUCGCGUGAGAAUGUCCAGUCAGUCAAGAUGGCGGCUCGACAGUCUCUCGCUGCCCUCCUCGCAGCUGCCGUCUGCCUGGAGGACGACACGCGACUGAGGCUGUUGAGGUCAAAAGUCCUCAGCCUCCUCGUCGCCUGCCUCUCCUCCACCGACUUCCCCACCAGAUGCUGCGCCUCCUACGCCCUCGCCAGACUCUGCGCGAGCGACAGGUUGAGCUUCUACUGGAGCAGGCAGCGAGAGGUCGCUUCUUGGGAGCUGCCGCAGGAGCUGCGGGGAUAUCAAGAUUCGUCGGGGCGAUUGCUGGAGUUCAGCGAGGAGGAGGUCAAGUACGACCAAGAGAAGAAGGGCUUCCGUGUGCGAGGCGUGUUCAAAGCGUUCGAACGCAUCCUCGUCUGCGACAUUCUUCUCAGCUCCUCUUUGACCUACAAGUCAAACGCAACUUUCUUCAAGCUCAAGGCUGACCCGCGCGUUGUGACAGACAAGAUCGUGCUGGCAAGCAUGACGGACAUGUUAGAAGGAGAUGUCACAGAAGAAGCAUACCUCUAUGCCGUCGAAGCCAUCAUCACCCUCUCUCGCUUCCGCCUCCCCAAAGAGUUCUUGCUCAAGCAUCAAGUCUUGACUAAGUUGAUUGACAAGUUCAACCAGGCAGGCGACGCGUCUUUGUUGAAGGAGAGACUCCUGACAGCAAUCGUGUCCAUCAUCCCCGACCCGACUAGCGUUGAGAUCCUUGAAACUUGUCGCUUCCCGCAGCUGCUCAUCACUUUGAUCAAAAGCCAAGCAUCGUCUCGCACGCUCAUUCAAACAGCCUCCGUGGCUCUCGCCAAAUUGUGUCGAGACGAGAACUUCAACCUGCGCAAGCACGCGGCAGACUUGACGGAGCUGGAGCUGGAGACGUUCUCUCGUAGCGACGAGCAGCUCUUCGUCUUCUGGCUCGACCUCCUUGUUUCUCUCUCCUCCUACACCACCUGCCAGUCGGAGCUCGCGCGGUCAAGCCUGCUGCCUCAGCUGAUCGCGAGGCUCAAGGAAGCAACGGCUCUCCCCGUCAAGUCUCGCCUGCUCAUCGUCAUCACCAACUUGGUCUCGUUGCAGGCGAACAUGGUGCAGGCGAUCGAGUGUGGGAUCUUGCUGCACGUAUCGAGGUUGGCGGGGGAGGAGGAGCUCAGGGUGGUCGUGCUGUUGUCCCUGCUGUCGCUCUUGCGAGAGAGGAAGCUGCGAGAUCAAGCAGCAGACCAUAACCUGCACCUCCUCUGCUGCGACCUCACCGACCGUCUCAUGAAGCCGCAGCUCUCAUCAACGCAAGCAGAUCAGCCGGACAGUGAGAGCGAGGAUGCGAGGAGCAAUGGCGAUAGAUCAGACGGUCAGGUCAUGACGCUGAUCGCGAGGAUCAUGCUGAGCAUGUCGAGUGGCAGCGCUCAGAGUGUGAGGAGGGUGGCAGGGCCUGAGAGUUUCGCAGCCCUGAAGCUUCUGCUGUCGCGACAGGAGCCAGACAUCCAACGCGACGCUCUCCUCGCCCUCCGUAACUUGAUCUCUGGUCGCUCCGACUUGGCGGCGACCCUUGAGGAGGAGGUUCUGGUCAAGAUCGCGCGGCUCCUGCAGACUCCUCGUCCUCUCGUUCAGCGCGAAGCUGCGAACCUGAUCAUCUCCAUCUCCUCCUUCCCUCGCGUUCGCCCGGUUCUUCUCCAGCACGGCACCUCCAUCGGGCUGCACGCCAUGCUCGAGUCUGGUCAGCCUGAACUGAAGGAACUCGCAACGCUCGCCAUGCGACGGCUGGGGCUGCGAUAG